AUGGAGAGCGUUGUCGCAGCUACAGAGCAUGACGGGGGCUCUCGCAGAGAGCGGCCGUGGCUGUAUGCAUCGAAUCGCAAGCUACGACAUCUGAAUGGCAUAUCUGUCCGAAACUUGGUUGUUACACCCCCAACAAAUCGAGCGCGCGGCAAGACCAUUGAUGACGACGAUAUCCCCAACGCCCUUCAAUCGCCCUCCAAGAUCCUAGCGCAGAAUGAAAGCCGCCCUCUACAUCCUUCACGAUCCUUCACCGAGCUCAAUUCACGCCAAAAUGCACAAAGCCAUGCGGAAACGAAAUUUGACAAACGCGAACCGCGACGACGAAGUCUGCUUCCUUGGAAUGAUCCCAAUCCUCGAACGAGACAGGUGAGCUUGGAAGAUAUCACGAAGAGCCGCAUGGCAGAUACAUGGGUGUCCAUGCACUGUGACGGUGUUGAUGAGCCGGUUUAUAUCAGCGAGGUGGUUAACAAGGCUACCAACCCAAGCUUUCGUUCUUUUGACCUGAACUUCUGUGGGCCUGGCGUCUCUAGGAGGGACACAUUGACCCUGAAGCUCUGGGCGAAGACGGACAAAAUGGCGGAGUAUUUACUAUUGGUUGAACUGCAGCUUCACCUCCGGUCUCUACAAUUUCUGGGCAAGACAAUCGAAAGCUUCCACCACCCACUACCCGCCAACUCCAUCUUGUUCCACUUUACAGAUGGUGUAUACACCAAUUUAACAGAUCUUCCGUCGGUCGAACCGCCCCUUGGUGGCGCUGGUCAGCGGGCUACAGCCGAUGGAGCUGCGUUGCCCACUUCCUCGUACGACGCAUUGAUGCGGUUGGCAAACCUGGAUGAAUGUGUCCAAGAUGCGCUCGCGACUCGAGAAAAGCUAGAGGUACAGAUUGGCGAUAUUCUCAAGAAAAACGAUGAUGCACUUGCUACCCAGAGUGAUGCGGCUAAGGCGCAGGAUCGCCUCGCCUCGAUCAGGCAGGCCGUUGUAGCCGAGCGGAAGCAACUUCGGGCAUCCGCUAAGCGCAAGGCUGAUCUCAUUGCAAGCAUCAAGUCGCGAAAGGAGGCCAUGGAGCAGGGUCGAAUUGCCCAAGAAAAAGCUCGAAGUCAUCUCCCAGAUGCUCAGGAGAAACUGGUCUCCAGCGAACAUUUACUCCACCAGAACUCGGAAGACGCCAAGGGUCAGAUUCGGCGCAUUGCUGAGGAUCUAAUGGUGAUCUAUCCAAUAGAGCCCAUCCCGGAUAAAUCACUUGCCUUCACCAUUGCGGGACUACCGCUCCCCAACUCGGACUUUGAAGACAUCGAUCGCGAUAUUGUUGCAGCGGCACUGGGCUUCACCGCUCACGUAGUAUAUCUGCUCUCAUUCUACCUAUCCGUGGUUAUUCCUUAUCCUGUCAGCCCAAAUCAGUCAAUUUCCUUAAUUCAGGAUCACAUAUCGGCAGAUCUCCCGCAGCGCACAUUUCCCUUGUACCCGGUCAGCGUCCAUUACCGAUUUGAGUAUGGUGUUUUCCUCCUGAACAAGAAUAUUGAGUUUCUGCUUGACAAGUGUGGCGUUCGAGGUCUGGAUAUCCGGCAUACCCUUCCCAACAUCAAAUAUCUUCUCUAUAUCUUGACCGCGGGUACACCGGAGAUCCCUGCCCGUAAAGCAGGCGGGAUUCGAGGCCUCUUCGGUGCAAAGAUGACUCCUAAUCUAUCUCGGCGAGGGAGUACUGAAAGUGCGGCAUCCGGUGAAUUGGUCCCGCCUCGGAAGGCAUGGGAUUUGGUUUCAAAGAUGAACGGAAGCCUUGCUUUGGAUCAUGGCGUCAAGCCUCCGGUGGCCACAAAUCACCCGUUGGCGUCGCGCGUUGCUUAG
This is a messenger RNA of Penicillium longicatenatum, 1842 nucleotides long. Its product is annotated as putative UV radiation resistance protein (UVRAG). Gene Ontology annotation, cellular component: lytic vacuole; endosome. The record is from RefSeq and is a predicted model, not a curated record. The transcript has 2 exons. Gene Ontology annotation, molecular function: SNARE binding. Bases 1 to 1842 code for a protein of 613 amino acids. NCBI's taxonomy places the organism in Eukaryota, Fungi, Ascomycota, Eurotiomycetes, Eurotiales, Aspergillaceae. Gene Ontology annotation, biological process: SNARE complex assembly.